Symbiodinium sp. CCMP2592 is the source of this 1269-nucleotide messenger RNA. The record is from the annotation of a GenBank genome assembly. NCBI's taxonomy places the organism in Eukaryota, Dinophyceae, Suessiales, Symbiodiniaceae.
AUGCUGCUCACCGUGUCUGCUCUGCUGGCCGUAGCCCUUGGGAGUGCCCAAGAUGCCGACCAAAGCCAGUGUGCAGUUCCACACCGUGCAUCUGGUGGAUCGCUGCUGCAGCAUGCUGCGGCGAAUGCGACCGUCUCUCCCGGCCCGUUCGCGUCCGAAGAGCACAAAGGUUGUCGCAAGAUGAUCCAUCGCUGCCUGUGCAAGGAUUGUGAAGAUGAGGCACAAGAGUUCUACCAUGCGAAUUGGUCUGCCUGGCAGCUCGGUUUCGACAUUUGUUGCAACAGCCAGUACAAUGAGGCGCUUUGUGGAGAGCUUGCUGCAACCAUCUUCGGUUUCUCUGCGCAGAACUUUGGCCCCGGCGAUCGUGUGAGUGACACACCUGACCCGGCACUUGCCGAGUUCUGCCAUGAGGCAGAAGGCCUCAUGGACGCUCACUUUGCCGAGGAAAGCUUCCAGAAGGACACGGCUGCAGCCCCUCAAGUACACCAGCUGUUGCAGAUGUUUCAGAUGGGCUUCCUCCAGAAGCUUUUCUCGAGAGUCGGACGCCUGAGCCUCCGCAAGCUCCUUUACCGUGCGGACCGGGCCACCCGCCGUGCCGCCAUUCGCCGGCACGUGGAGGAUUGCCAUUUCAAGCAUUCUUGCUGGGAGCCGAUCGGAUUCCGACUGCGGCGCUUCUUCCUUGAAAAGGCAGAGCCGGUUGAGGAAUGGAGCUAUGGUCAGUGCUUUCAUGAGCAUGCAUCGGUUGCCACCUAUGAAGGAGGAUCUCGAAGUGUCCGCAGCCUUGAGGGGGACAGCGUCACGGAAUUGUAUUCACGAGUACCUCAUGAAUGGCGCCUCCGGCCCAAGGCCUUAGUCUACGAUAAGGGCUUGAACUUCGAAAACGGUUAUUGCAAUGUUGCCUUUUCUCACAGGAUCGUUUCUCUCAGCGGAGGCGGCCAGUUGAAGUUGGGGCAGUCCGCAAAGGUGUUCGUGAAGGUUGGGCCCGACAUCGAGAAGAUUACCGAAGAUGACAUCCGAAAGGGUCAUGAGCUCGUAAAUUUGAACCUGCAGAAAGACAGCACGGAGGCCGUCGGGGGCAUCUUUGUCGAGGAUGUCAAGGUGAAUUGGGAGGACCUCAACUUCUGCGGGCCUGAUGUCCUUGGUACUGGUGGCAUCUUCGUCGACGGAAUCAGUGUUGAUUGUGCGAGUUGGAUUACCAAUGCAGCGCACGUCUUCACACUACACGGUCUGUCCUUGGCGGUCCUGGUGCUCUUGAGUCUGAGCACCUAG